GCGAUUUCGAGUCGUUUUCCACGCUUGCCGGUGCUCCAAACAUGCGAAAAAAUAAAUGCACUUUCCGGUAAUCACGGUAAUGUCACAGAAACAAUGUUGAAACUGAUAUUCAUCCUUAUAAUGUGUGGCGUUACGGUCGAUUCGUGCGAUAGUUUUUGUGAUUGUGAAAAAUCGCCGGGACCUUGCGAUUUUCCCCUAAUAUUAGCCAAUCUGACCGACAGUUAUUCCUGUCCCAUUGCCGCGAAUCAUAGCGAAUUAAUUAGUGCGAUAGGUGUAAAUAAUGUUGCAUUUUUAGAUCACGACGCCGUGGAAAUUAAAACUGGCGAACUUCCUUUAAACUUUAGUGAUUUCGAUUUAAAUUGGAUAAAAAAAGUUAGUUUCAGUGAAAGUAACUUAACAGUUGUGCCAGAUUUUCUGGCGGACUUUUCCGGAAUAGAGUCUCUGGAUUUAUCGCGGAAUGAAAUCGAAUUCGUGAACGUGGACCUUUUAGCGACUGUUAAUUUAAUAGAAUUAAAUAUCAGCUCGAACAUUAUCUGUACAUUAAACGGUAGCGAAUUAAUCCAAUUAAAAAAUUUAACCACUCUGGAUAUAUCCCAUAAUGAACUCAGCGUAAUCGACGAUCCCUUGCAGUUGCCCGGUCUUCAAUAUUUAAAUUUGAGUAAUAACAAGUUGAAAGUUUUGAGCGGAGCUGGAUUUAACGACCUGAGGCUCCUGCAGCAUCUGGAUAUAUCACGGAACCAGUUGGUUCGAAUUGCCUUCGAGUCCAUACGACUGCCGAAUUUGGCUCGUCUGCUCGUCGCUGGAAAUGCACAAUUAGGAAAGUCACGCGAUGUUUUCGUUUUCGUCGGCACCGGCCGUAAAUUGAAAACUUUGGACGCCUCACGGACAGGACUCAAACAGGUGCCCGCUUCCUUGACUCACUCGAUCCAAUCUCUCAGAUUAACCGAAAACUCGAUUAAGACGAUAAAUUGCGGCGACUUGGACGCCUAUCCGCUGCUACGUUCACUCGAUCUGACGUUCAAUGAUAUUAAGUUCGUCGAGGAGGACUCCUUGGGGCGUUUGGAGUUUUUGUCGUCGCUCUAUCUUUCUCGCAACGAGCUCUCCGAAAUCCCGAGGAGGCUGCCCGAAAAACUCAAAGUUCUCCAUUUAGACAUUAACAAAAUUAGAACGAUAAGAAAUAGGGACCUACAGGGAUUGACUGUACUCGAAGUGCUUCUGCUGAACGACAAUAACCUUACGGUAAUAAACGAGGGCGCUUUCAGUGAGUUAAUUUCGUUAGUUACGCUGGAUUUGUCUAGAAAUCCGCUUAUUAAUCUCCAGCCAGGUAUAUUCGCCGGGCCGUUAUCUCUGGGAAUACUUCGUUUGUCUUCAAUAGCAAUAAUUUCAACAAAUGAAGACAAUCCGUUUCCGCUGUCUGUCCCCGAAAGACUGCUAACGCUUGAUUUAUCUCGCAGUCCCGGAUUAGCUCGACAAUUUUUGUCCGAUACAGCGACUCUAAUGGCCGCUAAGAGAUUAGAGGAAUUAGAUUUGUCAGAUGGGAAUCUCGAAUGUUUAAGGCAAGAUUUACAGUUCUUCCUGCCCCAAUUAAAAGUGUUCCGUUUUAGCGGCAAUAAAUUCAACGCGACUCUAAUUAGUUCGCUGAAAUCCUGGCUAUGCGACACGACCCGAAUCGACAACACCACGCAGGAAUCAAUUAAAAAAUCGGAAUUAACCACCGCAGAGAAUAUUAACGAGUUCAAUGAGGUAUAUUACGACGGCGACGUGUCGAAAUUCUCGCGAGAUUCGCCCGGUUUCUACAACAAAAAUCCUCUCGUCAGCCGGGAAAGGCAUAAUGAAUUGGUGAGGUCGAGUCUUGACGAGCAAGCGGUCGAUAAGCGUGAAGACUCAAUAAAGUGGAACGUCUCCAACGGGGAAAUAUCUAUGUACACGAGCGAAAAGAAAAACUACUUUUAUCGCAGUUUAUUUUUGGUUCUAUCGACCGCGCUCAUUGUAUUCGCCAUCAGCUUGCUGUUGAUAUUAAGACUUGUGAGGAGACACAGACGGGCGUAUGUCGAUGACAUCGAAGCGACGGCUUUGCCAACCAUUUCAGACAUUUGGUGACAUAUGGAAAAUUCGGACGAUGAGAACAAUAUGCUUUAUCAUACUUCCGUUACUUAAAAUAAUGCUUGUGAUAAACUUGGAUUUCUAUUUUGUACGCUGAUGUAAUUUUUGUACUUAAUUCAAAUUGUACAUUAUUGUAGGAAAUAUAAAUAUAUAUGUAUG
Molecule: messenger RNA, 2262 nt
Organism: Phyllotreta striolata
Lineage: Eukaryota; Metazoa; Arthropoda; Insecta; Coleoptera; Chrysomelidae
Source: the annotation of a GenBank genome assembly